AUGGCAGCAAAUGCAACUAUGCCAGCUCGAGGUGCCCGUGGCGCUCCCGAAUUCGAUUCCAAGCAGCCUAGGGAGCUGCCCCGUUAUUUCUCCGAUUUGGAAUUCCACUUCACUGCAGCAAAUAUCACAGAUCCGCAGGAAAAGAAGAGGCAGGCAAUACGCUACCUGUCAUUCGAGGACGCCAAGCUGUGGGAAUCCCUUGAUUCUUUUUCCCCUGGCAUUGGCUACGAUGCGUUCAAGGCAGCCGUUGCAAAGCUAUACCCUAGGACCGACGCCGACCGCCGCUACGCACUUGCUGAUCUCCACACACUAAUUGGGGAGUACGCUAGCAUUGGAAUUCUCUCGCGUGCUGACUACAGUGAAUUCUACCGAAAAUUCCUUGUUAUCACCAAGUUCCUCGUCGCAAAAGGGCGUCUUUCUGCUGCAGAGCAGUCUCAAUCGUUUCGUCGUGCUAUCUCACCCCCUACGCUCUGGAACCACGUACACCAGUGCCUGCAGAUCAAGAAACCUGAUGUGCAUCCCGACGACCCGUACGACCUUGCAGAUUUGAAUGAGGCAAUGGAAUUCGUCCUCGCCGACUCAUCCUACGGUUCUGCAGCUCCUCCGUCCGCGCUUUUGUCGCCUACGCCCGUGAAAAAGGAGUCGGCAGAUCCAGGAAUCUCGCAAUUGAUUGAGUCAAUGAAUGGCUUGAUGAAAGUUCUGGCAGCUCAGGCUGCAGUCACGGCUCAAGCUGUUGCGGCUCAACAAUCUACUCGACCACCUCCCCCCACAAUUCCUGUCAAUUCGACUCCUCGGGAUCUCAGCUGCAGUUAUUGCAGCGAACAUGGGCAUUUCAUCAUUCGGUGCCCUCAUGUGGAUGAAGAUAUUCAAUCUGGGAAGUGUAAACGCAACACGGACGGGCAGGUCGUCCUGCCGAGCGGCACUUAUAUUCCACGGCGCAUCAUGGGCGUCAAUUUACGAGCUCGGUUUGAUGAAUAUCACCGCCAGAACCCCGGACAAAUGGCCGCUCAAAAUAUGGUUGAAGUCUCGACUCAUUUCUUGACUUCCAAUCCAGCAGCACCGGAGGUAUCCACUUUUGCCCUUUCGGAUGCUGAGAGAAUCCAGUCUCUCGAGCGCGAGAUCCUGGCGAUGCGCACUCGAUCCCAGGCACGUGCUGCACUGGAUCGGUCUGGGGACCGCGUCGAAGCCCCGGAACGAGUGGUUCGACCUGCGGCUCAAUCUACACCUGCCCCAGCUCGUGUGCCGGCCCCAGCUCCGGCUUCCCCUCCCGCUUCUGUUUCCCACCCGCCAGCUGCUGUUCCCGUCGCUGCGCCUGAACAUCCCUACAUAAAAGUAAGAGAUGCCGCAUAUGCUCCCCCUUGCGAUCAUAACGUUGGCGCUUGA
Messenger RNA from Mycena citricolor, 1383 nucleotides. The record is from the annotation of a GenBank genome assembly. Lineage: Eukaryota; Fungi; Basidiomycota; Agaricomycetes; Agaricales; Mycenaceae.